AUGGCAACACUAAAUUUAUCAAAUUUGUGAAAACAUUUGCAGUUGUUGAAUAGAUUGAUUACUUUUCUGUGUCUGUUUCGACAUCUACGCCAAUAUUGUUGGAUUUUCUGGAAAGAAAAUUAUCCACCCGCCAUUAGUUUUCAAGAUCAAUUGCAGAAAUUUGAUUUUCACCUAUCGCUGAAGGAAGAAACCAACCUGGAUUUAUAGGGAUAAACUACACCGCAAAAAAGAACGCGCCUGAAAAGCGCUAACAUUACUUCGCAGCAUUAUCAAUCAAAACUGAUCCAGCUCCUACUGAAGCAAUUUAUCUACCACCUCGAUUGAAGCGAUUUGUGAUAUCCGACAGAAUGGAUCAAAUGCUAAGUCCAGGGUUCUCAAUACCCAGCAUUGGUGGCACACCGCUACAUCAAUUGGAUCCCGAUCAACAGAUUGUGGCCGCCAAUCCUGUGUAUCAUCCCCCAGCUGCCUUGACGGCGCAACAGCAGCAUGAUAUGAAUCCAAAUAAUCAUCACUAUGACUUAAAUGCAAUUAUGGGUGCCUCACCGGCGCCGGCUGUGUCAAACAGUGGCAGUGGGGUAGAUGGAACAAAUAGCAAUACAAAUAAUACCAUGGGACAACAUCCAACGCUGCCGGUGCCGCACAAACAGAUGCAGUCCUAUCAACCAUCAUACCAAAGUUCAAUGUCAACAAACGGUAGCGGCAACUCGCCAGCGACGACGGCACCCCAAUCCCUAAUGCAACCUCAGACACCACAAAGCCUCAUGUCACCCAUGGUACCUAUGAGUGAUAGGACAACAGAUAAUUUAAGCAACAUUCACCAGACCAUGGGUCCAGCCACUCCCAUGACGCCAAUGACACCGGGUUCGGCAGAUCCGGGUAUUGUACCACAAUUACAAAAUAUCGUAUCCACUGUUAAUCUGUAUUGUAAACUGGACUUGAAGAAAAUUGCUUUACAUGCCCGUAAUGCUGAAUACAAUCCCAAACGUUUUGCGGCGGUUAUUAUGCGUAUACGUGAACCGCGUACAACGGCAUUAAUUUUCUCCUCGGGCAAAAUGGUGUGUACAGGAGCCAAGAGUGAAGAUGACUCUAGGCUGGCGGCACGUAAAUAUGCCCGCAUUAUACAAAAACUUGGAUUUCCGGCAAAAUUCCUUGAUUUCAAAAUCCAAAACAUGGUUGGUUCCUGUGAUGUGAAAUUCCCCAUACGUCUGGAGGGCCUGGUGCUUACCCAUUGUAAUUUCAGUUCUUACGAACCGGAGCUAUUCCCCGGUCUUAUUUAUCGUAUGGUUCGUCCACGUAUUGUAUUACUGAUAUUCGUUUCGGGUAAAGUAGUGCUGACGGGAGCCAAGGUUCGCAAUGAAAUCUAUGAGGCAUUUGAUAAGAUAUUCCCUAUUCUUAAGAAAUUUAAAAAACAAUCUUAAUAACCGCUCUAUUUUUUUUGUUUUGUAUAUCGAAUAAGAAGUAAGAAUAUUUAAAUGUUUUGUUUUCCUUUCGUUCUUUUUUUGUAUGUUAUAAGAAAAGCCAAUUUUUGAAAUACAAUUGGCAGUAUUUAGGUGUCCCUCCUUCCUCCCCAUCUACUUGUUUUUGAUACUCGCUUCUUAAUUUAUGUUUUUUUCGCCUUCUGUUUUCUUUAUUAUUAAUGUAGCUCAAUGAAUUCAUUUGUUUCUUUUUUCGGCUGCUGUUAGUUAAGAUUGUUUUUGCCCACACCUCCCCACUCCAGGUUAAGUUAGUCAUAUAUACCACCAUAUAUUUGUAGUCAACAUCAACAACAACAAACAAUACAAUUUUUUCUAUUUAAAAAAAUGUCACACAUAAA
Messenger RNA from Musca domestica (house fly), 1813 nucleotides. RefSeq lists its product as uncharacterized. Gene Ontology annotation, molecular function: DNA binding; RNA polymerase II general transcription initiation factor activity. The coding region runs from base 348 to 1418 and encodes 356 amino acids. Gene Ontology annotation, biological process: DNA-templated transcription initiation. The record is from RefSeq and is a predicted model, not a curated record. The transcript is spliced from 3 exons. NCBI's taxonomy places the organism in Eukaryota, Metazoa, Arthropoda, Insecta, Diptera, Muscidae.